Messenger RNA from Wallemia ichthyophaga EXF-994, 585 nucleotides. RefSeq names its product Dr1-associated corepressor. Gene Ontology annotation, cellular component: negative cofactor 2 complex; nucleus. Bases 1 to 585 code for a protein of 194 amino acids. Lineage: Eukaryota; Fungi; Basidiomycota; Wallemiomycetes; Wallemiales; Wallemiaceae. The record is from RefSeq and is a predicted model, not a curated record. Gene Ontology annotation, molecular function: protein heterodimerization activity; transcription corepressor activity; core promoter sequence-specific DNA binding. The transcript is spliced from 2 exons. Gene Ontology annotation, biological process: negative regulation of transcription by RNA polymerase II; positive regulation of transcription by RNA polymerase II; transcription by RNA polymerase II.
AUGUCUGAUCAACCUCAAAAGCAAUCUCAUGCCGCUAUCAAAAAGCAAAAGAAUACAAAAUUUCCCGUCGCUCGCAUAAAGAAAAUUAUGCAAAUGGACGAUGAAGUUGGUAAAGUUGCACAAGCAACGCCUGUACUUAUUUCUAAAGCUUUGGAAUUAUUUAUGCAAGCUCUCGUCGAUGAGACUAUCAAAAUAACUCAGGAGAAGGGCGCUAAGAAAAUGACGGCACAACAUCUCAAACAGACAAUUUCAAAUACUGAACAAUUUGACUUCUUGACUGAAAUCGCUGAUAAAAUACCUGCUCCCUCGGAAGACACUGCAACAAAGAAACGUAGAGGUCGCAAGUCUAAGACAAAUGAAGAUAAAGAGGAUUCUGUUAAAGAUGAAUCUGCGCAGGCUAUCCAAGAAGAUUCUUUACCAGCAAAGCAAGAAGAUUCUACAUCAACCGAUCAGCAACAAUCUGAGCAUCAACUUCCUACACCUGCCGAGCAACAAGAUCCUCCUAAUGUCAAGGCUGAACAAGACAUCACACAACAUGAAUCUCAACCACCUCAGCAACUCCAUGAUACACUAUCGAAUGAAUAA